Messenger RNA from Vicugna pacos (alpaca), 2803 nucleotides. Lineage: Eukaryota; Metazoa; Chordata; Mammalia; Artiodactyla; Camelidae. The record is from RefSeq and is a predicted model, not a curated record.
AUCUGUUUUGAUGUAGCCUCUUCCCUCCAGCAGUAACAGCCAAAUGAAGAAGCGGCCAACAUCUGCAGUGGGCUACAAGAGGCCUAUCAGCCAGUAUGCUCGGGUUGCCAUGGCAAUGGGGUCCCACCCCAGGUACAGGGCUGAAAACAUCAUGUUUCUGGAGUUGGAUGUGUCCCCUCCAGCUGUCUUUGAGAUGGAAUUCUCUCAUGACCCAGAUCAAGACCCCCGUGCGCUACAUAUGGAGAGACUCAUGCGGUUGGACAGCUUUCUGGAAAGACCAUCCACGUCUAAAGUCCGAAAGUCCAGAUCCUGGUGCCAGAGUCCUCAGCGGCCCCCACCUUCCACCACACACGCCUCGCUGGCCUCCGCCGCUCUGCACCCCACGACAGUGCUAGACCACGAGUGACAGCCCUCAGCCAGGCUGCCCAUCCAGCGACUCCGGGGAUGGGGGCAGCCAACCCUGGACCAUCUCGCCUGCCGCUCGGUGUGCGUGUGUGUGUGUGUGUGCGUGUGCAUGUGUGUGUGCAUAGGUGUGAGGAGGGUAGAACCUGGCAGUCCGUGCCACUGCCAGCCCUUCUUAGCCUCCUUUAUUUAAUUAAUGUUAUUUAUUCGUGGAGCUGAGUUCGUGUGGGAGAGAUGCCCUCGCCUGAGCCUGCCGGGGUCACCGCCUAGCCUCCUUUUCUCUGACUUUAGACCCCCCUGCCCCAGUCACACCUCGGGCUCCUCCCUGUCACUUGCCCCCCAGAAGGAAGGCGUCCAGUACCUGAGAAGAGGGUACUUUUUCUACCUGGCUCUCUCCAUAAUCUCCAUCUCCUCCUAUGCUGACGGUGAGCAGCUCCUGAGCACUUUCUGGGACUAGAAAAAUGCCAGGUGACCACUGAGGACAAGAGACGUCUGUCCUGAUGGUGUUGAGCUUGUGCUCCCGGCGGAGAGAGCCCUGCUGGCCACCUUCUGGGCCUCAAACCUCUUUCGGCUUCUUGGGCUCCUUUUCAAGGACUUCAGUGACCUCAUCCACACAGCCCAUGCUGUUCAGCUUUGGCAAGAACUCAUAGCUUCCCAAACUGCUUCCUGCCCACCUUCCCAACUCAUGGAUGGGAAUUGUGAACUGAGCAGUUGCUGCCUCCUGGGGACCUGCAGGAAAUUGAACAGUCAUGGAGACAACAUGGACAGUCAUCAAGGGAAGUCCCUCUUCCGGGUCCCUUUGUUUCUGUCCCCUCUGAGAAGUAACUUUGGCCGACCAGCAGUCAGGCCAACUCCCCAUCUUCGAGAUGCUGCUCCUUCCUGCUUUUGUCAUUUUCCCUGCAGCUGCCAGGAUCCCAGUUCAGUGGGAGGGAUCAGUGUCAUUGUCCCCCUGGCUAAACAGACAUAUCGGAAUCUGUGGCUCUUCCCAUCAUUGAGAGCAGGAGAUGAAGACCCAGACACAGCCUGCCAACUCUGCCUAUCACCCCUGUUUCUGAAUCACGUUUGUUGGGCACUGUUUUGUUGAAAAGACCGACCCUUUCUUCAGUGUUGUGCAAAUUGGUCGCUAGGGAAGUACUCUUCACUUUCCUUUGUGACAUCCCAAGAUGUCUCCAGGUAUCUCGAGUAAAUUUCUACAAAAAAAGGAGAGAGAUUUAAUUUUCAUUGACUUAGUUUUUAAGUGUGUAUUUUGAUGGAAGGGUGGAGAGGUAAUCAUGAACAAAAACAAGUGGUUUAGGAUUUCAAAAUGCCCUAAUAGUGGGAGCCUCCAGUUCCUAGAAUACGAGGAGUUUAGGCAUAGGGGUAAAGGCAUGAAACUGACAGAUCCACCUGGAAUUUGGUGUGUGGAGUUGGCGAUGGGGUUCAAUUACCUGCUUGUUCUCUUUCCAUCAGGAAAUGAACCCUUCUUGCACAGUUCAAGUUCUGCUCUAAGGACCAAGCUAUGGUUUGGUUUAAUUCAAUGAUGCUGUCGUUUCUGCUGUAACUGCUAUGACAACUCAGUUACCACUUGCUCCUGUCCUUCAAGGAAAGAACAUUUUUCAUCAGAGCCCAAGAGAUUUUUUGAGACUCAGGAUUCAGAUCAGAGGUUCAGCUGUGGCUGGGACAGGAGUGGUGUGUAGAAGUCGCCCAGGUGGCCUGGGCGCAGAGGGACCUCCGAGCCUGCGUUGAGCAGCCUCUCCCACUGACCUCUUUCUCGUUUGUGGAUGAAGCUGCACGUGUUACCCCCGUUCAUCACUUGGGCACAUCGACUCUGCAUUUUCUGGUCACGUGACCCUCACAGUCUUAUUAUAGCACAAUAUACCCAACUUCCCCAUCCCCAGUCUGAGGGCUGGACCCAAGGUGUGGUCAGAGGAGGAGCUCCUGCCUGCAGUUUUGUGUACGUGUGUAUGUGUGUGCGUGUUUGUGUGUGUGUUUACCUCCACAGGGGACACUCUACACUCAGUGUAAGAUAUGCUGGGAACAGGGCCACUGGGGUGGCUGGAUCUCAGUCUCUCUGUCUCUGUCUCUCUCUCUUCUUUUCCUUUUGAUGUUUCGAACAUUUGAUUGACAAAGUGAGGGCCUUGGUUAGGACCAAAUUUCCAUGUCUGUUGCUAUGGUCUUUAUUUAGGACAAAAAUUAAUAAUGCAGUGGCCCAUCCUUGUCACUCUAAACACAUGACUAUACCGGACAUAUGUAAUAUAUAAAUAUAUAUAUAUAAAACAUUACCCUCUGUCUCCUUGGCUUAGGAUGAGAUUCUCUGUUGAGCUGAAGUGCACCUGCGGCCCAGUGCGUCCAGCAGCCCGCAGGCCCCAGCCCUGUUCAAAUUAACACAGUCGAUAAUAAAGGAAUGAGUAUCGUUACAGAA